UGGGUUUACAUAUUCUCUCUACGCGCUGCUGGUGUGUUUUGUCGCUCUCGCGAAUUUCAAUCACAAGAAAUUAAGUUAAUUUGUGCGUUAAAAACGGGAAAAUUGCAAUAAAAGUGAUCAUUGAGGUGUUUGUGGUAUGCCUUUGGGGUGAUUUGUGUGAAAAAGAUUCCAUUAUAAUUAAUUUGAUUGAAUAAUUAAGACAAGAAGGCAUCACAUUUGCUUCCAAUUUCUUAACAUAAGAAGUCAGAGCGCAGAAAAGACUCCCCCGUACCACAAUCAGUGUUGUGUUGUGUGUUCCGGGAAAGGUAUAGAGGCAGUGUGUGGUGUGGAUUUGAAGGUGUGAUAAAAGCAGUGCGUCGAAAUUGGAGAGUCACGGGAACUUCUUGAAAAAGUGCUUGGAACAGUGUUAUGAGAAAAUGAGUACGCCAAUCACGUCGCAACAGCAACAAGCGGGGGUUCAACAGCCGCCCGUAGUACCUCAGGGUGGUCCUCCGCCAGUUCCUGCCACAAAGCCCAUUCUCUCCUCACCUGGGGCCUAUAUGGCAAACUUUGUGCCACCUGGUGUCCCAGCGGGACCAACAGCAGGCAUACACGGGGUCAAUAAGCAACAUGAGAAGCCCGUAAUUGCCGCCAGACCCAUUCCACCACCCACACUCCCCAAGUACACCUCUAGCUUUGGGAAGAUUGAUCGUGAUCGCAAUGAAUUCGGCAAGAUAGAUCGAUCUGAAAGGGAAAAGGAGGGCAUUGGCGGAUCCUAUCGUAUUCCCAGUCUCGAUCGAUUGGCGUAUAAACAGAGACUCCUGGAGCAAAACGGUGGACUGGGGGGCGUCGUAAUUGAGAAGAAUGGAAAUGGCGAUAAUGCUGUCCUUGCAUCAGCGUUACAAUCGAAGAGGGAGAUGUUCUUCAAGCAGGAAACUUCGACUAAUUCCACGGCCCUCAAUAAUCAUAACAAUCACAAUGUUACGGCGACACAACAGAUUUCUGCAACGUCAGUAUCUUCAGCCACAACACCAUCGGCAGUGGACAAAGUUGUCACGGCCAUUAACAAUGGGCACACAAAUGCCGCAACAGUGAACAAUUUGAAUAACAUUGCAGCUGGGAAGGAUAAGAGGGAUUUCGCGCACGAGAAUAAUCAUCAGGAUUCAAAUAAGAUGGUCACCGAGAGGCAGGAUCGGGAGAAGCAGCAGGCAAUUGUACGCCCAAAGCCAAAAGAGCUCGAGGGUUAUGUUGGAUUUGCAAAUUUACCAAAUCAAGUCUACAGAAAGGCUGUUAAGAAGGGAUUUGAGUUUACUCUCAUGGUUGUCGGUGAAUCUGGACUGGGAAAAUCCACAUUGAUCAACUCAAUGUUCCUUGCGGAUAUUUACAAUCAGGACCAACAUCCGGGACCGUCUCUGCGUGUGAAGAAAACAGUCCAGGUGGAAACUACGAAAGUUUUGCUCAAGGAAAAUGGUGUGAAUUUAACACUAACCGUCGUUGAUACACCCGGUUUUGGUGAUGCUGUCGACAAUAGCAAUUGUUGGGUACCAGUGAUUGAUUUUGUUGAGUCAAAAUAUGAGGAAUACCUGACGGCAGAAUCUCGCGUACAUCGAAAAGCAAUGUCCGAUAGCCGUGUGCAUGUCUGUCUCUAUUUCAUUGCACCAUCGGGGCAUGGAUUGAAGCCAUUAGAUGUAGAAUUUAUGCAACGACUCUGCGACAAAGUCAAUAUCAUUCCAGUUAUUGCCAAAGCGGAUACAAUGACACCGGAAGAAGUGCAACUAUUUAAGAAGCAGAUUCUCAAUGAGAUUGCCCAGCACAAAAUCAAAAUUUACGACUUUCCGGAACCACUGGAGGAUGAGGAGGAGGCUAAAGUGCUGAAACAACUCAGGAGUCGUGUUCCAUUUGCUGUUGUGGGUGCAAAUGUGGUUAUCGAUGUCGAUGGGCGGAAGGUUCGUGGUCGGAGGUAUCCAUGGGGCGUCGCUGAAGUGGAGAAUUUGGAGCAUUGUGACUUUAUUGCGUUGCGAAAUAUGGUUAUAAGGACACACUUGCACGAUCUCAAGGAUGUCACCAACAACGUUCACUACGAAAACUAUCGUUGUCGCAAAUUGGCAGGAUUGGGCAAUGAUGGCAAGUCUGGACGAUUGAGUAAUAAGAACCCCCUGGCACAGAUGGAGGAGGAAAAGAGGGAUCAUGAGCUGAAAAUGAAGAAGAUGGAAGCUGAAAUGGAGCAAGUGUUUGAGAUGAAGGUGAAGGAGAAGAAGCAGAAGCUGAAGGAUUCGGAAAUUGAAUUGACUAGAAGGCAUGAGGAACGAAAAAAGACACUGGAGAUUCAAAUUAGAGAACUCGAGGACCGACGACGCGCCUUUGAGCAAGAGAAGAAGGAAUGGGAAGAAGCAAAUGGGGUGACACUUGAGGAAUUGAGGAGGCGCAGCUUAGAGGCAAAUAGCAAAGAAACGGUGGACGGAAAAGAAAAGAAAGAUAAGAAAAAGAAAGGUUUGUUUUGAAAGUAAACACACGUGGAUGAGGACUAUUUGUGUUCCCCCAUAAAAAAGAAAACUACACCCCUUCCCCCCUAUAUAUAUAUACGUUUUUACCGAUGCGUGUUUGUAUAAAAAAAAAGAAAUAUUCUCAUUAGAUUUUAAUGGAUAAAAGUAAAUUUUCUGUCUCCCCUGUCCCACAGUAUACAAAUAUGUAUUUUAUGUUUAGUCCUAAUUUUAUCCUCCUCAAAAGAAGAUUUUUUAAUCCAAAUUUUAUGUUUUCCAAAUAUUGAAAGUAAAGGAAAAAAAAACAAAAAUCUUAAAAAAUUAUUGAACCAAAUUUAGUGAGUCUUAUGAUUAAGGAGAAGCACAUACAAAAAAAAAUACUUUCGUGUAAAUAUUCUUUAGAAAAUACGACAUAUGCAAGAUCAAUAUAAAAGAAAAAAUAGAUCUUUAUUAAAAUUAACAACAAAAUAUUCAAAAAAAACAAAAAAGGCAAAAACUCUUUAAAUUUGCACACACUAUUCCAAUUUAAAAAAAAAAAACGAAUAAUCGGCAGUGUAGAGGAAUUUUUUCCGAGAAGAAAAACAGUUAAAAAUGACAAAAAAAAGAACUUUUGUGUAAAUAUAGGCAUAGAUAUUAAUUUGUAGGUAUAAUAAUAUAUUAUUUUUUUAUUUGAAAAUCGAAAAAAAAUCCCCAUGAGCGUGAAAUUUGUAAAUAAUUUCAUUAAAAUCAUUCUACUUUUCAAGAAAAAAAAUCUUCCUAUUUCUUUGUAUUUAUAUCACUUUAUAGAAUAUUUUCUUCUUUAUUUUUUAUUCCCCUUUUUAAAAUAUAUAGUUUCAUUUACAAAAUAUAUCUCUAAAAUAUCUUUGAAAAAAAAACAAAGAAUACAGAAAAUACCUUAAAAGUAUUCCGUGCAUUUUAUAUUUAAAAAACAAAUUAUUCGCUAAAUUUUACUUUCUCUCGUUAGAAGAAAACAAAAAUAGAAGCGAAACUAAUUCCAAAAUUUAAAUCAUAAAAAUCGUGUUUAACUUUUAAAAAUCUCUCUGAAAAUUCAAAAAAAAAAAAAGUAAUUUUCUUGUAAUGGUCAGAAAAAAAGUGUUGCAUUUAUAUAUAUAAAAAAAAGUAAAAGUAACAAGUAAAAAAUUUCCUAAAUAGUGUUAUCAAUAGAAAAUGUAAUAAAUAGUAAGAAAUAAAAUUAAGAUAGAACACAUAAAUUUAUUUGUGUGUGCCAUAAAUUAUAUUAGAGCAAAUAAAAAGGCAUCGAAUAUUAAAGAAAAAAAGAAAAUAAUUCCAUUUUGUUUCUGAACCUUUUUUGAUAUUUUUUUUAUUUCUCAGUAAAAUAAAAAUUCGUAAAGUGAUUUUGAAAAGAAGGAAAAAUGUGUCCAAAAUGUAAGCUCAAUUUAUUGGUUUCUUUUGCAUCAAAAUAAGCAAAAGAAAUACUCAAAAUCAAUUUUUCAAAGAAAUUCAUAAUAUAAAAAACUUUAAAAAUUUUUUACCUUAAACACCGUAAAGUGUUUAAUUUUAUUAGCAACUGUUUUUAGAUGUUGUGAGAAAUUUGAUUAAAUGAAAAAAAAAACAAGAAAAUUUUUCAAAGGUUUGAGAGUGCUUCACGUUUCGAUGAGAGAAUUUAAUAAUAAAUAAAUAAAAAUAUACAUAAAUAUUCUCCAACGAAACAAACAAAAUAAUAUGAAAAAAAAUCAUAGAUUUUCCGGAGGAAGAGAUAAAUAAUUAAGUAAUUAAAAUAGAAAUUACGUGAAAUUUAUUAUUUCUUCAGAAAACAAAAAUAAAAAAAAAAACAAUGCUUCAAACAUAAAAAAAACCAGAAGCUCUACCUUUCUCUGUCGCCGCGCAGAUCAAUUUGGAUUUUUUCUUUCCUCAACAGCAAGGAACCUUUCUUUCCGUUUCGCAACAUUCUUUUUUUUUAAAGAAAUAAACUCUUAAUUUCUUCAGCUUCGCACUUGGGUUGUUGUGGUUGUUGUGACGGUGGUUUCAGCGCUCGAUGGUGGCAAAAUCACGACUUGAUCGUAAGUUGGUGGUAAAUCUGAGGAAGAAUAAAGAGUAGAGGGAAGGACAAGUGGGUGAGAUAAGGUGAAAAAAGUUGAUAAGCAUUCAUUAGGGAAUGUACAGGAAAUAUGGUACACAAAAAAAGAAGAAA
Lutzomyia longipalpis is the source of this 4611-nucleotide messenger RNA. RefSeq names its product septin-7 (gene pnut). The coding region runs from base 417 to 2480 and encodes 687 amino acids. Gene Ontology annotation, cellular component: cell division site; septin ring; septin complex. Gene Ontology annotation, biological process: cytoskeleton-dependent cytokinesis; cilium assembly. The transcript is spliced from 12 exons. The record is from RefSeq and is a predicted model, not a curated record. NCBI's taxonomy places the organism in Eukaryota, Metazoa, Arthropoda, Insecta, Diptera, Psychodidae. Gene Ontology annotation, molecular function: GTPase activity; GTP binding; molecular adaptor activity.